AUGGACGCAAUACGAAGUAGUAGUGACGAGAAAAGUGAUGCUCUUCGCCAGAAUUUGCGCCGUGUCAUUGGCGGAAUGGAAACGCUCAGACCUUAUCAAGAGUCUAACUACUUUGAUCAACUAAAGGAAAGUGUGCGGGAGAUCCAGGCCACGCAUUAUAGUCCCAAGAAGGUGGUGAAGGGGCUUGGAGAGAUACCUCCAUUGGCAAAUAUUAAGGAGAAAGAGAGCGGUGAAACAACCAGCUUAAAGAAAGAGUAUGAAGGAUCCAACCAACGAAAGAGUGGCUAUGGAAAGCUGUCAAUUCUUCAUGGAAGUCGACAUAACGAGCCGCCAAAGAAGGCAAACGUUCCUGAAUUUGCAAUAGUACCAGAGUUUAAGAAGAAUCCAGAGUUUGGAACAAAAGUGCCCAAUAAGAUAUCCAAGGCACAGCUGGCUAAACCUACUCAGGUACCUGAGAGAAAACCUAAGGCAGAUGAUGCUACAUCUCGUGGAAUCCUCCUAGCUCACAAAAUUGACGCUCAGAGCGACCGCAUAGCACAGCUAGAAGCAGAAGUACAGAGGAUAAAGAACAUCAACCAUAAGCUAGAAGAGGCCAAUCGGACUGCCCACCAAAAUCUAGAACUACAACGGGAAGAAAUGCAAGAACAGCUUGCCAGAGCCCAUUUGGCCAAUCUUGAGCAGAUGUUGAAGGCAACUGGCGGGUAUGAUAGAAACGAAAAUUAUGGUGAUGAUGAUAUUGACGUUGACGUUGACGAAGAUGAUAAAUUCAAGGAAUGUACUCGCCAUGGACUCACUAGCCACAACACGCCACUCACUAGCCACCAAGGCAACAAAAACACCAGCCUCGGGCCAAGCAUCAUCAGUGGUGAUCGUCAUCAAAACAAUGACAGUCGCCACCGAAUCAGCCUUGGUCUAAAUGAAAACAUUCACGUCACGUCCCCACAUCACUCACCUCCACCAUCAUCACGUGCUGACGUCUACAAAUUGCUAUACCAACAAACCGCACGCAAACUUCGGGCGAGCAUUCAAAUCUCCGAGUUUCAAGCACGGACCAUCCAAAAAUUAUCCAGCAUACAUGUCUCUACUGAAUCCACCACCCAACUCAUCAAUGGCACAGUGGACUCCACCACUGCAUUCCUCGGAACAACAUUCGGCAGUGAUGACUCCACCUCGGCACUCAUUCUUGGCUCACACGACGUCUACGAUGAUAUCUACCCAAAGAGGCGCACACCUCUGGCGACUCUAAGAGCAGUGAUUUGGGCUGUGAGGUUCACCAUCCGGAUACUGCGCCAAGGGCACCUGCAAGGAGGCCUCCCAGUUAUCUAA
Messenger RNA from Sungouiella intermedia, 1326 nucleotides. The record is from the annotation of a GenBank genome assembly. NCBI's taxonomy places the organism in Eukaryota, Fungi, Ascomycota, Pichiomycetes, Serinales, Metschnikowiaceae.